Spinacia oleracea (spinach) is the source of this 1516-nucleotide messenger RNA. Its product is annotated as BTB/POZ and TAZ domain-containing protein 1. Bases 100 to 1191 code for a protein of 363 amino acids. Lineage: Eukaryota; Viridiplantae; Streptophyta; Magnoliopsida; Caryophyllales; Amaranthaceae. Gene Ontology annotation, cellular component: nucleus. The transcript has 5 exons. The record is from RefSeq and is a predicted model, not a curated record. Gene Ontology annotation, molecular function: protein binding.
CUUUCCCUCCAAUCUUCCUCGCAUCGUCAACACUUUCUCAAAAAGAAAAACACUCGCCACAAAAAACUCAACCAGAUCAAACCAACCACCGCCGCCACCAUGUGUCCCACCAACUUCGCCGACGAGUUCACCGGGAAAUCUCAAGACACUUCUAAUUACUCCUGUAAACUCAUCAGACACCUCCCUGAGCCUGAUAUCCAUGUUAUUACCUCCGGCGGCCUUCGCAUUCCUGCUCAUUCCCACAUUCUGGCGAUGGCGUCGCCGGUGGUGGAGAAGAUGGUGAAUAGGCCAAGAAGGAAUCGGAAAACCGGGGAGAAAGCGAUUCCGAUUCUAGGGGUUCCUUGUGACGCUGUCUCCGUCUUUGUGCGAUUCCUUUACUCUUACCGGUGCACGGACGAAGAGAUGGACAAGUAUGGAAUCCAUCUGCUAGCUCUUUCCCAUGUUUAUGCGGUACCAAAACUGAAGAAGAAAUGUAGCAAAGGAUUAGCUGAUCGAGGGCUAAUUGUUGAGAAUGUUAUAGAUGUACUUCAAUUAGCUAGAUUGUGCGAUGCACCGGAUCUUUAUCUUAAGGGAAUGAAGUUUGCUGCAAAUAAGUAUAAGUCUGUUGAGAAGACUGAGGGUUAUAGAUUUCUUCAAAAGCACGAUCCUUGGUUGGAGCUUGAGAUUUUACAGUUCAUCGAGGAAUAUGAAUUGAGAAAGAAGAGGACAAAGAAGCACAAGGAAGAACAAAACCUGUACAUACAGCUAAGCGAGGCAAUGGAUUGUCUAGUUCACAUAUGCACAGAAGGGUGCACUGCUGUGGGGCCCUACGACAUGGAACCCUCUAAGAAGAAGGAGCCUUGCAAAAGAUUCUCCACGUGUCAAGGUCUCCAGCUUUUGAUCAAACAUUUUGCCACGUGCAAGAAGAGGGUCAAUGGUGGGUGUUCCAGAUGCAAGAGGAUGUGGCAGCUCCUUAAGCUUCACGCCUCCAUGUGUGAACAACCUAGCAGUUGCAGAGUUCCUCUUUGCAGACAAUUCAAGUUGAAGAUGCAACAAGAGAAGAAAGGAGAUGAUGCUAAGUGGAGGCUAUUGGUGAGGAAGGUUGUUUCGGCCAAAACAAUAUCUUCGUUGUCUCGGUCUAAAGACUGUAAACCACAAGAAAAGAGAGAAAUGCAGCAUACACUUCCCUGCCUUCAAAGUCUACAACCUUAAUAAGUGUCUGUUAUAAGCUAGUGUCCGCAAAUGAUGCAUUUCAGGGUUAUGUAUAUAGAGUCGAGUCUCUAGUUGUAAGUUGUUUUUUGGGUGCGUGGGUAUAUUUUGUUUCAUACGGAGUAUAAGCUUUAGGAAACCCUCCUCUCGAGGGAAAAGAACCAUGUACCCUCAAUGGAAACUUGGGUGGUGGUUGUAUAUUACACUAUUAGUAAAGUCUAGUUUAGUUUGGAGAGAUUAUUAGAGGAGAGUUGUAGACAACGUGGAAUUCGGUUGUUCAUGUAAAUGAGAAAGCUAAAUAUGAGAUUUCCUUUGUUGUUUAUAGAAA